UCUGAGCGCUAUUUUUAUAAAUAUAGAGAACCAACGGUAAUUGUUGUAGAUGCGAAUUCGUUGUUGUUUCAAGUGAUGACAACGUUCAAUCAUUCAGUCGAGAGUGUAGAUACUUACUUUACCAAUUUGAAAUUUCUGUGUGACAGAUUUCAUGUCGAAUUAAUUUUUGUUAGCGACGGCUUAACUCCAUGUGAUAAAAUCGCCGAGUGUAUUCAUCGUGUCGAAGAGGGUGCCAAGAUAGUAAAAGACUUUUUUGCGUCGCCGCACUCAAUUCGCGAAGUUAAGAACCAUUUAUUUCAACUUGAAAAAAGAGCAUUUUAUUUAUCCCUUUCAAAACACUUCGAAUCAAUCAGAGCCAAUGGCGAGGCUGACCAGCUCAUUGUUAAAAUGUCCAUCCAGAAAUAUGCAUAUGCCAUUGUAACAAACGAUUCGGAUUUUCUACUUGCAAAUGUGGGUGGUGUGAUUAAUUGCAGAAGCUUUGUCAGAGCGACGACGCUUGCACUUAAAAACAGGUCGCCACAAGCCGUUUUUUUCGAUGUGUUUAACACAAACGUGAUCAGAAAGUAUAUCGACCUCCCGUCAGACUUUCUUCCCGUUUUCAGUUGUUUGUGUGGGAACGACUUCACUAAAACAUUUUGCACUGACACACGUAUCGCACUUGGGAUUGUUAAGAGGAGUGAUUUUGGUUUCGAUGAAACAAUAAACUUCAUCAAAGAAUACCCUGGGAGUCCCAACGAUUUGGUCCAGACUAUUAUCAAUUCAUUAACUGAAGAAGACAGCGAGUUGAUGAUAAAGGGUCUUGAAUCUGCAGAGGAAAUGCAAAAAAUCGUCGACGUCAGAGAAGUCACAAUUCCAGGUAUUAAUAUCAGUGACACGUGUCACUCUUGGAGUAACGUCUUGAGUGCAUGGUCAAUUGCAACAAAGGUGCCAUCAUACUGCGAUCCACAAUACGAGAACCCACUCAAGACCACCUCAAAAGUCCGGAAAUUGUUGUACGACGUGUACAAACCAAACAGCCAAAUAGUCGAGCAUUACGACGACCACAUCACACCAAUCCCAAUUGGGUUUGUUGUUGUUAGUAACAGAGAGUUUGGUGGCGAUAUAUUCUGGUGGUUAAGGAAGCUUGAUUUUGAUAACAAUGUCAUUAACUUCUUUGCACGAGGCCUUAAAGGAGAGUUUGAUAUGUGGAAAGCAGUGUUUUGUGUGUGUAUAGUAUAUCACCGCCAACACGUCCAGUGUAACUUCUUCGAAUUUCUGUGCUUUGAGUGGUAUUAUCUUGCCUCGUGGUAUCAAAACAAAAAACAGAUUGAGUAUUUAAGUGAGGACAGAGACCAUAGAAUACCAUUACACGUGUUUUCCUCGUUUCAUGUUAUUUGCUACGACUUAAUGGAAGUGAUCAUCGACGCAUGUAACAUCUCUCCUAAUUUUUAUAUACAGUUUGCUUCUCCAAAUGUGUAUCAGUUUGUCUCAGACUUUGAACAACAAGAAACUCUUAAAAACACAUUUCAAAGUCUUGCUUGUGGGGAUUAUGUAUUUACUGAGAUUUUACAAAUGUUUUUUAUGGUUUGUGUUAAUAAAUUGUUUUCCCGAUUGUGUAAAUUUUUUUAA
This is a messenger RNA of Entamoeba invadens IP1, 1608 nucleotides long. RefSeq lists its product as hypothetical. The transcript is spliced from 3 exons. The record is from RefSeq and is a predicted model, not a curated record. Lineage: Eukaryota; Evosea; Mastigamoebida; Endamoebidae. Gene Ontology annotation, cellular component: nucleus. The annotation marks the transcript as partial.